Molecule: messenger RNA, 1268 nt
Organism: Myotis brandtii (Brandt's bat)
Lineage: Eukaryota; Metazoa; Chordata; Mammalia; Chiroptera; Vespertilionidae
Gene: ALX3
Product: ALX homeobox 3
Exons: 5
Coding region: 1-831 (276 amino acids)
Biological process (GO): regulation of transcription by RNA polymerase II
Molecular function (GO): DNA-binding transcription factor activity, RNA polymerase II-specific; RNA polymerase II transcription regulatory region sequence-specific DNA binding
Source: RefSeq, a predicted model, not a curated record
AUGGCCAGCAUUCGGACGGCAAGGAACAGAGGAAGAGCGAACGAGGAAAGAAACCAGCGGAGAUCGAACGAAGCGGCCGAGGAGAAGGCCUCCAAGGUGGCCAACUUCCCCCAGCUGCCCUUGGACUGCCGAGGGGGCCCCAGAGACGGGCCCUCCACCCUGCGAGGCUCCCCCGGCCCUUGCCUGGCCAGCCUGCGUGUCCCCCUGUCCCCGGGACUCCCUGACACCAUGGAGUUGGCCAAGAACAAGAGCAAGAAGCGCCGCAACCGCACGACCUUCAGCACGUUCCAGCUGGAGGAGCUGGAGAAGGUCUUCCAGAAAACCCACUACCCCGACGUGUACGCCCGGGAGCAGCUGGCUCUGCGCACCGACCUCACCGAGGCCCGGGUUCAGGUCUGGUUCCAGAACCGCAGAGCCAAGUGGCGGAAGCGGGAGCGUUAUGGGAAGAUCCAGGAGGGGCGGAACCCCUUCUCGUCUGCCUAUGACAUCUCUGUGCUGCCCCGAACGGACAGUCACCCCCAGCUGCAGAACUCCCUGUGGCCCAGCCCCGCGUCUGGGAGCCCCGCCGGGCCCUGCCUCGUGUCUCCAGAGGGCAUCCCCUCCCCGUGCAUGUCUCCGUACUCCCACUCGCACGGGAACGUGGCUGGCUUCAUGGGGGUGCCGGCCUCCCCCGGAGCGCACCCUGGCCUCUACUCCCUCCACAGCUUCACCCCGGCCCUGGGGGACCACAGCUUUGAGGCCGCCCCGGAUGUCGACUAUAAGUCUCCAAGCCUCGUCUCGCUCAGGGUGAAGCCGAAGGAGCCGCCCAGCCUGCUGAACUGGACCACGUGAUCAGACGUGUGGACAUGCAGACCCAGCUGCCACCCCUUCCCUGUGCCCGGCUGCUCCCACCCCACCCUGGCCUGGAUGCCAGAGAGACACACCUUUGCCUCCGAGCUCCAGAUGGUCCCCAGGGCGGGCAGAGCAGCUGGAGUCCUCAGCCUCUCGCCGAGUCUUUUCUCUUAGAAUAAGGCGGGCUGCCCAGGAGAGAGGGCAUCGAAGCCGGUGGACUCUUCCUACCACGCACUGGGUCCCCUCACCCCCACGCUGGGCUGGAGAGACUCCGUCCUGCCUCCUUCAGACCCCGUCCGAGGGUCACUCUUGCCCCUCCGACUGAACUGGCUUCAUUGGCUCCUCAUCUGGGGAAGGCAGGAAAAUGGGAGCAGGACAGGGUUGAAGCAGGGGAUCUGGUGACUUAGGGCAGUGGUCGGCAAACUCAUUAGUCAACA